This is a messenger RNA of Peniophora sp. CBMAI 1063, 588 nucleotides long. Lineage: Eukaryota; Fungi; Basidiomycota; Agaricomycetes; Russulales; Peniophoraceae. The record is from the annotation of a GenBank genome assembly.
AUGGCUCCUGGUUCAAGAUCUACGACUGGCGGGCCUCCGACCAUUAUCGAUCACGAGCUGAGAGUGAACGAGCCAAUGGAUACGUUCAGAACCCUGUGGGGCGAGGCCUUGCACAAUGUCAAGUCCGCGCGGUGGUUGUCUAUGGAGCAACGGAUGCUGGGCUGCAACUCCGUGGAAGACGUUUGCAUGGUACUAGAAGAAACCAUCGAGAAGCUAGAGCACUCUCGAAGUGGGAGCAAGAGGUGGAGGGAACUGCGAGACAAGUACUUGAAGCCGAUCGUUCAAGCGUUGCUCGUCUUCAGCGACGCGAUAGCGGAAAUAGCGGCGUCCUUCCCCGUCGUGCCUGGAGGGAAGGCGAUCUUUACAGCCUUGGGCAUACUCCUUGCGGCCACCGAUGGAGUCGAGCAGCGUCGCGUGGCGCUCAUCGAGCUUUUCAAGGAGCUGGAAUUCUUCAACAAGAACUUGCUGGUCCGUCUCGCGAAGCCCGCUGAGCUCGGACAGGCGUCCAAGAUCAGCGUCAUCGCCAUCAUGGCGUGUAUCCUCGACAUCUUGUUGAUUGCGACGCGGCUUUUCCCUCCUUCCGUAUGA